Molecule: messenger RNA, 1170 nt
Organism: Durusdinium trenchii
Lineage: Eukaryota; Dinophyceae; Suessiales; Symbiodiniaceae
Source: the annotation of a GenBank genome assembly
AUGGGAUUUCAUGAUUUCAUGAAAUGUCGGGUGAGCUCUUUGGGCACGCUCCUCAGUGCAGAGGAGAGCUUCAGCCUCCCACCAGUGAGCGAUCAUUUGCCCCAAGCCUUUCGUGUGGUUUGGGAGACCGGUCAUGCCGUGGAGAUCCUGUCGUGGAAUGUGAUGGCCCGAGGCCGGGCAGGUGCAACUGGUCGUGCUGGAACUGCCUUGGAAGGCAAACGGCUAACGAACAAUGGCUUGGACUGUGAUGAAACACCAGACAGCUACAAGCAGCGCUUGAAGGAGCGAGUGCUGCCAGUCCUUCAGAGAUGGCUAGAGCAAUCCGGCACAUGCCAGAGGGUUGCAUGCUUGCAGGAAUUUCCAGUGCAGCCGUUGCUGCAGCAGGAGUUCCUGUCAGACCUACGCAGCAAGAUCCCGUGUUUGCAAAUGGCUGUGGGCAGCGCAUGGGAGGCGGGCUUUGCUCAACUUGCCACCCACACCAAUGCAGUGGUUUGGGACAGCUCUUUGUGUGAGCGACCUUCCCAGGUGCCAAGGGGCCCAGAAGUCCUUCAGCUGGCUCUGAAAAGUACAAAGCAUACUUUCGACCUGAUGAGUUUCCACUUGCCAUUCAAAGAUUCACCAGGGGGCGCUAGGUAUAGUGAAGGCGUGAAAGCAGCUACAAGCUUUUUGCGGACAUUAUCGAGGGACACUCCACGGCCUUUGAUUGCUGCUGGUGAUUUCAAUGUCCAAGUCAAUGAUUUGGAAAAGGCUUUUGGUGCCACUGCGAUGGCAACACAACACGACUCUGCAGUUUUUCGAGGGCAAAGACUCUCCGUUGAUGCUUGUGUCGCACUGCCUGGCCUCGAGGAGCCGUCAACAAGCCUGAUGCCUUUGGUCGAAGACUCAGGUGGUCUGUGGCGGCCCUCCGAGCUGGAACUUUUCGGGCCUGAGGGCCGGGAUGCCUUCAUCGAGAAAUACGUUGCAAAAAACCUUCACGAUGAUCCGCGGCUCUGGCGGCUGAGCGACACGGCUGUGGCUUCGCUUGGAUGCUGGCCUUUUGCUGAGCAACCACGAGAAGUGGCAAGGCUGUUGCAUGGCACGCGGAGCCAAAAGAAGCGGAAGCUGGACAACCCGUUGCUUGGCACAAUUGUUGUUAAUUACUCUGACUCUGGUGAAGUGAGCCCCCAAUGA